UUAAUUAGCUUUUCAUCUCUUUGGUACCCUUUAAUUUUUAAAAAUUUCACUUUCUUUAUGUUUGAAGUAAUAUAAAUAUAUAUAAAGUAGGCCAUGAAUUCUGUCAUCAUGUUUUACAUCGAGCAUGAUUUUUAAUUAAGCAAAAUGGUUAAAUGAUUUUGAUAUUUUCAUAGCUAGAACUCUAUUCCACUACAAUCUUGAUUGUUAAAUAAAAGUAAGCGAAAGAACAAUCAUAAAUUAUUAUAAAAUGAAUAAGAGUUUUUACACAACAUUAUAAUAGUUCUGUUUUUUUAAUUAUGUUUAUAAAAUUAUGAAUUUGCAUAAAAAUCUACAGUCUACUAAUCAGUUAUGAAUUAUUAUAACAGGACCAGUAGGAUGUCACUUGUGGAUCGCGAAAUCUCAUGACGAGUUUGAAUCAGACUUCAUCCGAGGAGGCAGUUUUAUUAGCACGCGGUUAUAAAUUUCUAAAAAAACUGGGAGAAGGUGCUUACGCGAAGGUGUAUCUGGCAGAGUAUAAACCAGAAUCAGAUCCAGAAAGGAAUAGUACUUUGGCUUGCAAAGUGAUAGACACCGGGCUAGCGCCGAAAGAUUUCGUCCGAAAGUUUCUUCCCCGGGAGCUCGACAUCCUGGUGAAAUUGAAUCACCCUCACGUGGUGCAUGUACAUAGUAUAUUCCAAAGGCGUACAAAAUAUUUCAUAUUUAUGCGUUAUGCUGAGAACGGCGAUCUCCUGGAGUUUAUACUGAAGAAUGGUGCGGUUGCAGAGGGACAGGCGCGUGUAUGGUUUCGACAACUUGCUCUUGGUCUUCAAUAUUUACACGAAAUGGAGAUUGCUCACAGAGACAUAAAAUGCGAGAAUGUUCUACUAACGUCAAAUUUCAAUGUCAAGCUUGCGGAUUUCGGAUUUGCUCGCUACGUGAUAGAUAAUCGAGGUAAACGCGUUCUGAGCGAUACUUAUUGCGGUUCUCUAUCGUACGCUGCCCCAGAGAUCCUUCGUGCUUCCCCGUACAAUCCAAAGAUAGCGGAUCUCUGGUCCCUUGGCGUCAUCCUCUACAUCCUUUUAAACAAAUCGAUGCCCUUUGACGACACUGAUAUCAAACGUCUGUACGAGCAACAAACAAAUCGCAAAUGGAAGUUCCGAAGUAAAAUCGCAGAAACCUUAAGCGAACAAGUAAAGAAGCUAGUGACUCGUCUUUUGGAACCUGAUGUCUCGAAACGCUGGAAGCUGGAUCAGACAUUGCACAGUGAAUGGAUUGCAAUGGAUCCUAGACUUCUGGUACUCACACCAGCUGAACAGACUGCCCUUAACAACGCAAUACAGGAGAGGAAGAAAAUCGAGGAGAAAUUCUCUACGAAAGAUCCUAAAUUGUUCAAAGUGGAGGAAAAGAAGAAAAUUAACAACACAGCUAAGGCGAAACCUGAAGAGGUCACCGUGAUUAAGAAAGCUGCCAGAGUAACAAUGUCCUCUAUAGCUGCUGGACCCAUAUUUAAACACUCUUAGCGUUCAGCAGUGUACGUAUGUUGAGCCUUAUAUGAGUUUCCAUGACCAUAAACCAUCAAGUUACUGCCAGGA
Bombus pascuorum is the source of this 1571-nucleotide messenger RNA. RefSeq names its product testis-specific serine/threonine-protein kinase 1-like. Lineage: Eukaryota; Metazoa; Arthropoda; Insecta; Hymenoptera; Apidae. Bases 402 to 1499 code for a protein of 365 amino acids. Gene Ontology annotation, molecular function: tau-protein kinase activity; ATP binding; protein serine/threonine kinase activity. The transcript has 5 exons. Gene Ontology annotation, cellular component: cytoplasm. Gene Ontology annotation, biological process: microtubule cytoskeleton organization; protein phosphorylation; intracellular signal transduction. The record is from RefSeq and is a predicted model, not a curated record.